Messenger RNA from Ananas comosus (pineapple), 1739 nucleotides. Its product is annotated as protein JINGUBANG-like. The transcript has a single exon. Lineage: Eukaryota; Viridiplantae; Streptophyta; Magnoliopsida; Poales; Bromeliaceae. Bases 4 to 1464 code for a protein of 486 amino acids. Gene Ontology annotation, molecular function: protein binding. The record is from RefSeq and is a predicted model, not a curated record.
CAGAUGAGAGAAAGAAGCAGCAUCGGCGGCCGCGAAGACGGCAGCCGCCGCGGCCGGCCGCUGUUCACGGACGCGGCCGUCGGGCUGCCGAUACCGGGGACGAAAUACUCCGCGCUGACGCACUCGGACCCCCUGAUCAAGUCGACGAGCGACGAGGACUUCGUUUCGACGUCCCGCCACAGCAGCGCCUCCGCUGCCACCAGCCCCGGCGGCUACCUUUCCGACCGCACCACCUCCUCCGCCGCCAGCAGCAACACCCAGCACUCCGCCGCCUCCUCGCCCUUCAGCUCCUCCCCCUGGCACCACCACGAGCAAUCCGCCAACACCGCCACCGCCACCGCCGAUCUCUUCCCGUCGGGCACCGGCCUCGUCGGCUCCUUAGUUCGAGAGGAGGGCCACAUCUACUCUCUCGCGGCGGGCGCGCGGGGCCUUCUCUACACCGGCUCCGACAGCAAGAACAUACGCGUGUGGCGCGACCGGCGCGAAUUCUCCGGCUUCAAGUCCAGCAGCGGCCUCGUGAAGGCGAUCGUCCUCUCGGCCAACGGUCACCGCGUGUUCUCCGGCCACCAGGACGGGAAAAUCCGCGUGUGGGCGCCGUCGCCGAAGGACCCCGCGACGCACAAGCGCGUCUCCACCCUUCCCCGCCUCAAGGACCUGCUGAAGGCCUCAUUCCACCCGUCCGCCGCUCGGCGCCGCCGCCGAGGCGGCGCUGUUCGGAUUCGCCACACGGACGCCGUCUCCUGCCUCUGCCUCAGCGAGGACGAGUCCCUGCUCUACUCCGGCUCGUGGGACCGGACGAUCAAGGCAUGGCGGAUCGCCGACUCGCAGUGCGUCGACUCGAUCGACGCCCAUGACGACGCCGUCAACGCGGUGGUCGCCGCGUUCAAGGGCCUCGUCUUCUCGGGCUCUGCGGACGGGACCGUCAAAGUUUGGCGGCGAGAGACGACGACGGCGAAGAAGGAGAGCGUGACCGGUCACGCGGCGGAGAAGACGCUGAUGAAGCAGGACAGCGCGGUGACGGCGUUGUCGAUCAACGUCGACGCAGGCGUCGUGUACGCGGGGUCGUCGGACGGGGUCGUGAACUGCUGGGACUGGGGGAGGAGGCUGGAGCACUGCGGGACGCUCCGCGGGCACGCGGCGGCAGUCUUGUGCCUGGCAGCAGCAGGAGCAGGCAGCAAUCUGCUGUUCAGCGGGUCCGCGGACAAGACGAUAUGCGUGUGGCGAAGAGAGGAGGAGACCGGAGCGCAUUCGUGCCUCUCCGUGCUGACGGCGCACACCGGCCCCGUGAAGUGCCUGGCAGUGCAGGCGGACGCCGCCGACGGGAAAGAAGGCGAGGAAGACUGCGGUGGAGCGCGUAGGCGGUGGGUGGUGUACAGCGGAAGUCUGGACAAGUCCGUCAAGGUGUGGAAGGUGGCAGAACCCGCCGCCGGUCAGGUCGCGGAGCCAAUGUUCGACACCUACUAAAAUGAUAAUAUAUAUUUCUGAGCUUGUUUCCUACUGAGCCAAUUCAACUUUUGAAUGAUACAAUAAUGCUAUAUAUAUUAUCGGUUUGAUAUAUAUAUAAACAUAAGAGUGUCUCCUCCUAUUUAAAGCUAUGUAUUUUGUUACAAUGUGGAUCACUACUAAGAACUACAUGCAUGUUGUGGAGAAUUUUCUAUUGCAAAUAUAUAUGUGUUCCAAAUGAGUAUGAUUUGAAGCUUUUAUUCAACAUGGUGACUUAUUUUUUCUUUUUUUUUUUC